AUGAAAUUGUUUCAGAAGCCAUGGAACUGUUAUUGCGUAUUUGAAGCCCGUGACGACGUUGAGAAAAUAAGACAGAUUCAGGGUAAAAACAUAUAUGUGGCAGGUUCUGGAAUAUCUGAGCAAAUUGAAGUUGUCCAUAAUCUUUUGGCAAAGAAUGCUCAUCUCUUCCUUGACGCAAGAGAUGUUGGAAAAUACUUUGAUAGUUUAGAGGAUCAUUACGGUACCUCUUUAUACAUUGUCUCUCAUGGACCUCAUGAGACUUUCGGAGUAGCGUUUAUUGGAAAUAAGAAAGACAAGUAUAGGUUUGAUGACGAUUUUGAAUAUGACUAUGAUGCCAUGGGUGUCAGGGAAGAGGCUAUUUAUGUGCUUAUUACUCCAUUUGUUCGUUUCGUUUGCUUUCAGUGCCGAAGGUUCUUUGCAGUUCAGUAUGUGGGAAAGGUGUUGUUAAUGAGUACCUUCCACACGGAGAAAGUACCAAUAUCUAUAAUUCAAAUGAAACCGUGUACGACUUGGAAAAUCCCGAGACUUAUCAACAGCUUGAUGGAGAGAUUGUCCCUUAUAUUCUUGGUACCUAUAACAUUUGAUUCUAUUUUCGACUAUUUCUUCUAUUCUGUUCUUACUCUUAUCCUUGUCUACCAUAAUUUCCUUUUGAGAAUCUUAAAAUCACUUUUGCACUUUGGAACUGAUGGGGUGGUGUCUAAGUAUAUUUGUGAUGGUGCGUUCAGUAAAGGGUUCCUUCUUGUGAAGAUGGUGAUGGAGGAACUGUUUCAGUUUGGUAUCGAAAGCAAUCAGAUUAUGAGGGUUGAGCCUCAAAAUACAACUACUAAGCAUGCCAAAGCAACAGUUUAUAAUAUGAUGAUUACAGACUGUGAUUGCCUCUACGGCCUCUAUGUCCUCUUGGUUAUUGGCGCAAUUCUUUUCUUCCUCGCAGAUUCCCCGUCCUCUGCUUCCUUACGCGCUGCGACCACCAUUGAAUCCCAAUUCCCGGUGAUGAGCGGGAACCUUGUAGAGGUCGAAAAAACAGAUUUGGGAAGAAGUACGGAUGAUAUUGCUGGUAAUAUAGAUGAUUUUGUAUUUGUUGGAUUGGUGAUGAGAAAUAUCAAGGAGAUUCAAAAUUUGAUGAACCCCGUGAUGAGAGGAGGUGAUGGAGUUCUUUUCUGGAUUUAUGAUGCCCAAUUGAGAUUCUUUGAUAACAAGCCGAUCCUGGACGGUCUGAUAUUUCAUCGAUUACUUUGGAAGGAACUUGGUUACGGGAUGACGGCCUGCAAAAAGAACUUAAUUAAGGUUGUUUCAACAGAUCAACCUUCAGGAAAUGUGGUAGAUGUUAAGCAACACUGUGGUCUAAUGGUGUCCAAAUCUGAAAUGGUACUUCCUGUUGUCACUGUUCCUGCUUCUAAGUUCCGCACAGAGAAUGGUGUGAUUUGGGCAUCAUCUCCAGACCGUCUUGAGCUUCCACAUAAAGCAUUCCACCAUCCGUAUAGCUGUGACUCUCAAACUGUCUUCCAAUCUUUAGUACUCCCUCCAGGGAGUAAUAGAGAAGUUCUUCAAAAGUUGUCACAACAGCUGAAGGGAAGAGAUGAUAUGAUCAUUGAGAUGGAAGAUCAGAUACUGAAUUGCAUAUACUAA
Striga asiatica is the source of this 1626-nucleotide messenger RNA. Lineage: Eukaryota; Viridiplantae; Streptophyta; Magnoliopsida; Lamiales; Orobanchaceae. The record is from the annotation of a GenBank genome assembly.